Molecule: messenger RNA, 7870 nt
Organism: Doryrhamphus excisus (bluestripe pipefish)
Lineage: Eukaryota; Metazoa; Chordata; Actinopteri; Syngnathiformes; Syngnathidae
Source: RefSeq, a predicted model, not a curated record
CACUCCUGUGGCUGAUAAGUCUCUUGGCAAUGCUAAAAUACUCAUGUGCAGUUGCCGACCUACGAGACUGUGAGGAGGCAGGCAGCAAGUGCCAUCAACAGGCCGAGUGCCUGAAGGUCAAAAGCAAUUUCACCUGCGUGUGUCGCAUAGGCUACCAGGGCGAUGGACUACUCUGCAGAGACAUUGACGAAUGUCUCAGCGGCCUCCACAGUUGUCAUCCAAACGCCCACUGCAACAACACCCUGGGCAGCUACACUUGCGUCUGUCACAACGGAUAUCUCGGCGACGGCACCGAUUGCCAGGAUAUCGACGAGUGUCAAAAAGAAAACGGGGGCUGUCACGCCAAUGCCCUGUGUACUAAUUUUGAAGGCGGACGACAGUGCCGAUGUAAAGUUGGCUUCGAUGGAAACGGCUUCCAGUGCAAAGAUAUAAAUGAAUGUGCGAACCAGAGGAUCUGCCACUGGAAUGCGACCUGCACCAACAACCCUGGUUCUUAUGUGUGCACCUGUAAUGCCGGCUACAAGGGCAAUGGAAACUACCUGUGCCUCGAUAUCGACGAAUGCUCAGAGACUCCAUAUGUGUGUUCAUCCUCGCUCGGCCACAAAGGCUGUAAAAAUCUGCCCGGGACUUAUCGCUGCACGUGCAGCAAGGGCUUCGAAAGCGACGGUCAGAGCUGUGUGGACGUUGACGAAUGUGCAAGCAACAUCUGCAGUCUGUAUGCAGACUGUUCGAACACCGUCGGCUCGUACCGCUGUACCUGCGACGGUGGUUUUGUCGGAAAUGGCCUCACAUGUGUCGACAUCAAUGAAUGCAACGAAAACAAUGCAUGCGAUCCCAAUGCCGUUUGUAUUAACAGGCUGGGAAGUUACGAGUGCUCCUGUCUGGAGGGGUUUGAAGGAGACGGCAGGCUGUGCAACGAUAUUAACGAGUGCACAACACCCGACAUCUGCCCGACUACCACUACCUGUGUCAAUACCGGCGGCUCCUAUUUUUGUGACUGUGGUAGUGGAUUCAUUUUUAAUAACUCCUUAUGCCAAGAUCUGGACGAAUGUGCUUCGGAUCGUUGCAGCCCCGACUCCGUGUGCACCAAUUCGCCCGGCUCCUUCACAUGUCAGUGUGCAGGAGGCUUUAGGGGAGAUGGCUUCACGUGUGUGGAUGUGGAUGAGUGCUCACUCGGAACUCGGUGUCACUCUAACGCCCUUUGCAUUAACCUGCCCGGCAAUUACAACUGCACAUGUGUGCUGGGUUACUCCGGAGACGGGGUGAUCCAGUGCAGUGAUGUGAACGAGUGUCUGGUGGAAAAUGGAGGAUGUCGGAAUAAGGCUACAUGUGUGAACAACCAAGGUUCUUUCACUUGCUUAUGCCAGACAGGGUUUGUCUUAGUUAACCACACUUUUUGCCAGGACGUGAACGAGUGUGUGACACUGGAGAGUCCGUGCGGUAUCAAUGAAGAAUGCACAAAUAUUGAUGGUUCGUACGAGUGCCCUUGCCAGAUCGGUUAUUAUCGCCCCGCGGCCAACAUGGACUGUGUCGAUAUCGACGAGUGUAAAGAUAAACCUUGCCAUGUAAACGCGACGUGCCUCAACACAAUUGGCUCCCACACCUGCACCUGUAAGCGAGGUUUUGCGGCAAACGGCACCCAGUGUCAGGACAUCGAUGAGUGUUCAGUGGCGGACACGUGCCACCCACGGGCACUGUGCACCAACUUCAUCGGAGACUUCUUCUGCUCCUGCCGACAGGGUUUCGAAGGUGACGGAUUCUCCUGUCAGGAUGUGGACGAGUGCAUCAUCUUGGAUACUAUUUGUCCCGAUUUCUCAAAGUGUGUCAACUUCCCCGGUGCGCAUCUCUGCUCAUGUUUGAAUGGCUCAGUGGCCCUAAAUGACACUUGUGUGCUACCCAGUCCACUAUGUGACCCCGCAUGCCACGUUCACGGCCUGUGCCACCAUUCACCUGCUGGAUACCAAUGUGUGUGUGACCUGGGCUACAUCGGCGAUGGGCUGACAUGCUCUGAUAUCGAUGAAUGCCAGAGGGAAAACAUUUGUCCUGACAACGACACGGAAUGUGUCAAUAUCCCAGGAUCAUAUUCCUGUGUUUGCAAACAAGGCUACGUUCUCAGUGAAAGCCAGUGUGUCGAUGUAAAUGAGUGUGAAACAGGACGACAGGAGUGCAGUGACUUUGCCCGGUGUGUCAACACAGUGGGCGGCCACCUCUGCUUCUGCCUCAGCGGCUUCACGGGUGAUGGGAAAAACUGCUCUGACUUCGAUGAAUGCCAAGUCCAAAAUGGAGGAUGCCAUAACGUUUCCAGCUGCACUAACACUGCUGGAUCUUUCAUCUGUGCCUGUCCAUUUGGAAUGGAAGGCGACGGCUUAGAGUGCCAGGAUGUAAACGAAUGCGAGCUGAAUUCCACCCUGAUGCAUAACUGCAGCGGCCUGGCUUUGUGCCUCAACACAUACGGAUCGUACAUCUGCCAGUGCCAGGAUGGAUACCAGGGCGAUGGCUUUGUUUGUGAAGAUAUCGAUGAAUGUCUGGAGGACACAACUUGUAGGACAAACAUGACAUGCAGCAACACCGUGGGUUCCUACACCUGCCUGUGUAUGGUUGGCCGGGUCUACGACAGGGGGUUAUGCGUCAGUGAAGACAUGUGCAUGAACACCACUUCCGUCUGCCACCCCCUGACCGAGUGCCACCCACACCAGGGUUCCUUCUACUGUCACUGCAAAGAUGGCUAUGAAGGCAACGGCUCUGAAUGUUCAGAUGUGGAUGAAUGUGACCAAACCCGAGAUCAAAUCUGCCCAAAUUUCUCCUCCUGCUUCAACACCGCUGGCUCCUACAUUUGUAAAUGUUGGGACGGGUUUCUCGAGAAUGGGACUAACUGUCAAGACGUGGACGAAUGCGCAACGGGGAAUUUCACCUGCCCUGACAACAGCACCUGUACCAAUGUUGAUGGGGGCUACAUGUGCACGUGUGAUUCGGGGUUCUCGCUCAAUGGCUCUGUAUGUUUGGACACCGAUGAAUGCUCUCUUGACUUCAUGAUGUGUCCUAAUUCAUCCAGCUGCAUCAACUCGGUGGGGUCUUUUUUUUGUGAGUGUUGGGAAGGGUACCGACGGAACCAACGUGACUGCGACGAUAUCGACGAGUGCCUGAACAACUCUUCUUGCCCCGACUAUAGCACAUGCAUCAACACGAACGGUAGCUUCCGGUGUAUAUGCGAUGGUGGAUUUUUCCAUGUUGGGGAAGCCUGCAUGGACAUCAAUGAAUGCAAUCAUACUAAUCAUUGCACAAAUGGGUCAUGCGUCAAUACAAUGGGAUCAUAUUACUGUGACUGCAUCGCUGGAUUCUGGAGCAACGGAACAAGGUGUGUGGAUGUCGAUGAAUGCUGGGACUCGGACUCGGGCUCUUUCAACUCAACGGUGUGUCAGCCCCAAUCUACAUGUGUCAACACCCCUGGAUCAUAUCGUUGCCCUUGUAACGAGGGCUUUGUUCGCAAUGGUACCGAGUGUCUGGACGUAGAUGAGUGUCGUGACCCAAAUGGGAACACGUGCACCGAACACUCGUUCUGUAAUAACACAGCAGGAUCCUUCAUCUGUGAGUGUUAUCCCGGAUACAGGUCCUUCCCGUUGGGUUGUGAAGAUAUUGACGAAUGCAGAGACAACGCCACCUGUCGCUUUGAUCAGGUGUGCACCAAUCUCCCUGGAACAUACAAGUGCACAUGUCCUGUGGGGUUCCAUGAGGAGAAGAGCACGUGUAUUGACACCAACGAAUGUGUGGAUUCACCGUGCCAUUCCUUGGCACGAUGCUGGAACACCGUUGGAUCCUUUUCCUGCCACUGCCCUCUGGGCUUUGCAGGAAAUGGCUUCUGGUGCGAGGAUGUGGAUGAGUGCGUCGCGCUGACUAAUCCGUGCCAUCCUGUGGCUCGCUGUCACAACUCCCCGGGGUCAUACGUAUGUGUAUGCAUGAACGGCUUUCUGAGUAUCGGAUCCCUGUGCGCAGACCUCGACGAGUGCCAACAGGCCAAUGGACAGUGUCACUCUGCCGCCACCUGCUCCAAUCACGUAGGAGAUUUUAAAUGCGCCUGCAGUCGGGGCUGGAUUGCAACCAAAGACAACGGUCACGGAAAAGGAGGAUGCGUGGACUUGGAUGAAUGUGUGUCCCCUCUGAUAUGUCCAGGGCGAACGUCUUGUGCUAAUCUACCGGGGUCUUACACCUGUUCCUGUCCAGAAAGUCAAACAAUGUGCGACAUGACUCAGAAGGAGAGCAACUUGUACCCUUUUGGAGCAGAAGUUGGUGAUGAAAGAAUAAACAUGGACAUGGAAGAUGGAACUUCUCCGUACAUCAAACCACCAAUGGGUUUUCCGUUCAUGGGAAAAUUAUAUGACAGAAUUUAUUUCUCGGAUAACGGCCUUGUCCAGUUUCAGUCUGUUGCUGUGAACGAGCAGUACCUAUUUCCAGCGCCCCAAUCCACUGGUUUUCCCAACGACAUGAAUGCAUCUCUGUUGGCGGUCUUCUGGGAUGAUGUUGACCUCACCCGAGGCGAUGGACAGUUGUUCUAUCAGGAAUACCAUAAGUUGGAUAUGUCAGACGUCUACUCCCACAUCGUGUUCAACCGUACAACAGAUGAUGUGUCAAAAUUUGAGCGUCAGAGAGGCAAGCCUGCCUUCAAUCCUUCCUGGAUUCUCAAGAUCACCUGGGAUCUUGUAAUGGCUGUGUCCUACCAGAAGAUCAAUCAGUCAGAAACGAACACUUUCCAAUGCAUUCUCACCACGGAUGGAGUGCGCUCCUUCGCCCUCCUACAAUAUGGGAAGAUGAAUUGGGGUCCCGGACAAAGAGAACAUCUUGAAGCCCUCAUCGGCUACACAGAUGGAAAACACGUCCACAUAGAGACUACUGUGCCCCCAGAAAACCUUUUUGGCCCAGGGGGGAGAUACAGACCACAGCAAGUGAAAGGGCCUUUGGGAAACUUGGGCCAAUUUGUGUAUGAUUUAACUGGAAUUGAUGAGGCUUAUGCUGAACCAGGAUUGAUGUGCCAGGCAUGGGCGAUGAAGGAGCCCGAUCCUGCAGAAUGGACAGACGGAUUGCCGUCAUGUCCUUGUGCCCGAACUCAGGCUCUGGAAGACUUGUCCUUCCUGCAAGAUACUGCAGACUACGGAGCCAAGUUGAAGACUUUGAGGGGUCAGAGAUGGGGUAGCGCAAAAGGCCAUGUUUUCAAGUCAGUUUUGUCCAAUAAGGAAUCAGGAAAGCGAUGUGUAUAUGAUCCGGAGGGACCUCUGCUGGCGGGUUACAACGAGCGCUACUUCACAAGUGGAAGUAGCCACAAGCAUAUUGAUGAAGAUCUCCUGCCAUUCCAGUGGUGUUGCAUCGAGUCUCCUCUUUGCCACCUUUAUCUCAGCAAGCGGCCUCUGGAUCGUUGCAAUGGCUGCAGCUGGGUCGGUCUCGAUGGAUGCAAAGCUGCCAAAAGCGCAACGCAGGGAGUCGCAAUGGUGUAUGGCAGCCUCCACUACAUCACCUUCGACGGGACAGAGUACUCCUUUAAGGCCUUGGGAGAGUUUGUGAUUGUGCGACUGUCUUCCAGCACCGGAUCUAAUAUCUUCACCUUGCAAGGACAGACUGAAAGGCUAUACACACACGCAAAAGGGAGCAUUGACUUCCCCGCGGUGGUACGCAUGGCUGCCUUCUACCAGGGCAUUGGCAAGAUUGAAUGGAGAUGUGCGGACGAAGGCGAAGGACUGCGAGUGUUUGUUGACAACGUUGAAGUAUUCGUCACUGUCGGUGUGGCGCACCUAGGAGAGAGAGACUUUGCUGUGCGCUGUGUCUCAGUGGAUCGCUGUGCCGCAGUGUACGCCGGAGGUCUGCAUGUGCUGGUGUGGCGCGUGGAAGGCCACAGACAGUUGGCAGCCAUGGUGGAAGUUCCCCAGACCUUUUACAACCGGACAGUGGGUCUCAUGGGCCUCUGGAGUUCCAACCGUGCAGAUGACUUCCUUAUGUCUGACGGCAGGCUCCUGUCCUCGCCUGAUUUCAACCCCCCCUCGGAAGACAAGCUGCAUCAAUUUGGGCUGUCCUGGACAGUCCCACAGCCAGAGAGCCUGCUGUUCUCUUCCCCUCCACUUCUUCCACUUGAUCCAAUCUCCACCAAAGAGUUGCUGGAAGGCUUCAGUCCCGUUGUGGUGGAGGAGCUACGAAGAACCUGUCAAGGCAGCGUGCAGUGUGUACACGACACCCUCGCAUCGGGCAGCACAGACCUGGGCCUUCAAAGCUUAAUUGCUGAGAAACAGUACCAAAACACGGCUCUUAUUUAUGGCAACACACCUCCCAUUGUGACAGAACCUACAGUGAUCCAUGCUGAAGUCAACUCUACAGUUAACAUUCAGAUCAUUGCCCAGGACCCCAAUGAAGAUCCAAUCACCUAUUCACUACUCUUCCCAAGACCUCCACAGACCUCCAUUGGCAGCGGUGAUGGCUACUUGACCUGGAUGCCCCUCAGCACUGAUCCCGUCCAGCUGACCAUUAAAGUCACAGACAGGCUUUCCAGCUCGUUGUUUACCCCCAUUCUGCGUAUCUGCAACUGCCUUAACGGAGGGACCUGUCUGUAUGACAGCGUCACUGAAAACUAUCUGCAGGGAAAGUUUCAGGUGUUGGGAUGCCUCUGCUCGAAAGGAUUCAGUGGGAAGUUCUGUGGGAAUGUUGCAGACCCAUGUACAGGCAAGCCAUGUUACCGAGACGUGCAGUGCCAGUCUGAGUCACGCCCAGGACGCUUUACCUGUGGACAAUGUCCGGAUAAUACCGUGUCCAGUGGAAAGCAGGGGUACAAGUGCUUUGAGCAUGAUAUGUGCAUGCCCCCUUUCACAUUCCCCUGCCACAAAGAUGCCAUUUGCACCAGCACAAAGCAAAACUACACCUGCACGUGUAAGCCUGGAUAUUUUGGCGAUGGAAUCAACUGCACAGACAUAGACGAGUGUGCUGACCUGUCAGCGUGUCCCAACGCCAAGUACGAGUGUAAGAACAAACCAGGCUCUGUUGACUGCUUCUGCAGAUACGAGAACCCUCAGGAGUCCGACGGAUGUGGCGACUCUGGCAAUCCUCCAGGGGGUAAUGUGUUCAACGUGUCUGUGGACUGGAGGAGGAACAGAGCAGACGGACUCGAGCAGCUGGUUGACAUCCUAUCCAGGGGUUUCCAGAACAAAUUCUACAACGCUAGUAGAAAGGAUCCAGGACAGAGUUCUGGUCCACGCCUGGUUGAAUAUCGCAUCAAUAUGUCCAGUGACACACCUCAUUGGUACAUCAGAGACUACCUGGCCAGAGUCAGCAGCCACUAUGACAUCAGCACGAUAGAAGUUGAUGACUUGGAUGAGUGUAAGGCCAAGGAGGCGGUGUGUGUGCACCCUGCCCUCUGCACCAACACUUACGGAGGCUACCGGUGUGUGUGCAAUGGCACAACCGAUGUGGAUGAAGCACAGUCCUGCGUAUUAACAGAUCGGGAUACAUCGAGCAGCACAGAUCUGGACCUCAUUCUGGGCCUGGUUCUGGGCAUCGGCAUCCCUUUGCUCCUCCUUCUGGCUGCGUUGGCUUGUUUCUGUUGCCGCAAGAAAACUGUUUCUGGAGAUCUGCCUCACCUGUUAACAAACCAGAUCCAGGAACCAUACAACUCUCAAGCCUUGGACUUCUCUGACCCCGCCCUGCAUUACAUGACCCACUGCAGCCCCCGGAUCAUAGACAACGUCACGCCCCGGCAACGCCAGAGAUAGCACAUAAUGGAAGCAUAAAAUACACACAGAAAUACAGUAUAUGACGAGCACGGUUGGAGUACAUGUUGUAUAAUGACAAGAUAUGACUUAUUUAUCAAGUAAACCAUGACUGACUUUUAAAUGCUUUCUUU